Molecule: messenger RNA, 1446 nt
Organism: Saccharomyces cerevisiae S288C
Lineage: Eukaryota; Fungi; Ascomycota; Saccharomycetes; Saccharomycetales; Saccharomycetaceae
Gene: SVF1
Product: Svf1p
Exons: 1
Coding region: 1-1446 (481 amino acids)
Biological process (GO): intermembrane lipid transfer; response to oxidative stress
Cellular component (GO): cytoplasm; Golgi apparatus; endoplasmic reticulum membrane
Molecular function (GO): lipid transfer activity
Source: RefSeq, marked reviewed
AUGUUGAAGUGGAUAAAAGGUGGGAUCUCAGCAGUCACUGGUAUGGCUGAGCCUGAAUAUGGGAAAGAUUACAUUCAUAGUGUUGCUGAUAGGGUAAAAAAUAAGCAGCCUUACAGAGAAACCAGUCGUGAAGAUUUUUUUUGGCAAGCUCCUGACCAUACAAACGUUGAAUCGGUUAUCUUUUAUUUCAGUGACUUGAAAACAGGUAUCUUUGGAUUUGCCCAGGUUAUUCAUUCGAACAUCAUUGGGUUGCACACUGCAUCCCAAUUUACUUUCAGAAUUUUUGACUCGAAGAAUCCAGAGGAUUUGAAUAUCUGGACUUCCACCAAGUUGGAAAAUUUUUACAUCGAAGGUCCAAACUUCUAUGCCGACAAUCUUUCUGUAGAAUUAAGUGAAGACGGUGAAAGCUAUCACAUUCAAUCCAGUGUUUGUGAUUUAUCUGUCGUUGACUUGCAUAUAAGAAGGUUAACCCCUGGAGCCAAGAUAGGCGAUGAUCCUGCGACUUAUUAUGGUAACAAUAUCAAUGAACCAUGGGGUAGCAUGAGACACGUUUUCUGGCCAAGGAAUGCUUGUCACGGUACUAUCAAAGUUAAGAAAGAAGUUAUUCCAGAAUCUGAUGAAGAAGAAUCCUCAGCUGAUGAGGAUGAUAAUGAAGACGAAGAUGAAGAGUCUGGUGAUUCUGAGGAGGAAUCUGGUAGUGAAGAAGAAAGCGACAGUGAAGAAGUCGAAAUCACCUAUGAAGAUCGUACGAUUACUUUUAAAGAGGAAGACCCUGCGAUUUCGACAUUUAUAAUGGCCUUCCAAGGCAUGAAGCCUCAUCACGCAGCUAAGGCAUGGAACUUCAUGUUUUUCCAUUCCGAAAAGUAUUCCGCGGUGUUGAUGGAGUUCACUACACCAAAAUCAUAUGCCAACACUAAAAUUUCUGCUGGUAUUAUUACCGAUGAUAAAGAAGUUUUAGCGAUGACAACUAACAAUCUUGUUGAGCACUUAAACUCAGAAAUUGAUUCUGUUGGUUGGAAAGUUCCAAAAGAUAUUAAGAUCACCUUCAAAGGUAUCAAUACCAAAGUCAAGGAUGAACAAUUGGAAUCCGAGAAUGGGACUGAACAAGCUUUACAAGGAGAGGAUGAAAAGGAAGAUGAAAAGGAAGAUGAAGAGGAAGAAGAAUACAAGAACGUCGCAGAAGAAAAUAAGAUCUGUGCUGUUGUGGAGGGUCCGUUGAACAACCUAGUUGAAAGAAUUGAUGUGAUGGGCGAAAUUCCAAGUUUUGUUAAAAACAUCGUCUCUGGUGUUGCUGGUACUAAGCCAUUUAUAUACCAAUAUGCUGAUCCAAAAAGCUCAACUUUACAAAUAAAUGGCGGGGAGAAAAUUCACGGUGUAGCUUGGACCGAAGUAACAUUCAUUUCUGAAUCAGAUGUGAUUAGUGAGGAGUCUUACAAUGAAGCAUGA